Molecule: messenger RNA, 3092 nt
Organism: Protobothrops mucrosquamatus (brown spotted pit viper)
Lineage: Eukaryota; Metazoa; Chordata; Lepidosauria; Squamata; Viperidae
Product: low-density lipoprotein receptor-related protein 5
Exons: 11
Coding region: 33-2774 (913 amino acids)
Source: RefSeq, a predicted model, not a curated record
AUGUCAGACUGGUGGAUGCUGGUGGAGUGAAGAUGGAAGCAACAGUUGUAGUCAGUGGCUUAGAAGAUGCUGCUGCAGUGGACUUCCUUUACUCACAAAAUGUCAUUUACUGGACAGAUGUGAGCGAAGAAGCCAUCAAACAGACUUAUUUUAACCAAACUGGGAGUCUUGUACAGAGUGUCAUUGUUUCAGGACUGCUUUCUCCAGACGGCCUGGCAUGUGACUGGAUUGGGAAAAAAUUGUACUGGACUGACUCAGAAACAAAUAGGAUUGAAGUUGCUAACCUCAAUGGGACAUCUAGGAAAGUUCUUUUCUGGCAAGAUCUUGACCAGCCAAGAGCAAUUGCUCUGGAUCCAGCUCAUGGAUACAUGUAUUGGACAGAUUGGGGUGAAACACCUAGAAUAGAGCGUGCCGGAAUGGACAGCAGUUUUCGGAAAAUAAUCGUGGAUUCUGACAUUUAUUGGCCCAAUGGACUCACAAUAGAUCUCAGUGAACAAAAGCUUUAUUGGGCUGAUGCAAAGCUGAGCUUCAUUCACAGAGCAAAUCUGGAUGGCUCCUUCAGGCAAAAAGUCGUGGAAGGUAGUCUCACUCAUCCAUUUGCCCUGACGUUGGCUGGGGACACUCUGUAUUGGACGGAUUGGCAGACACGUUCCAUUCACGCCUGCAACAAGAAAGCUGGAGAGAACAAGAGAGAAAUAAUAAAUUCUUUGUAUUCACCAAUGGACAUCCAGGUUUUGAGCCCGGAAAGGCAGCCAUAUUUUCACACGCCGUGUGAGGAAAGUAAUGGUGGAUGUUCACACUUGUGCCUGUUGUCCCCAAAAGAGCCCUUUUAUAGUUGUACCUGUCCUACUGGAGUCCAACUACAAGAAGAUGGAAAAACCUGCAAAGCAGGUGCUGAGGAAGUCCUCUUGCUCGCUAGAAGAACGGAUCUACGAAGAAUUUCCCUGGACAUGCCGGACUUCACAGAUGUUAUUCUGCAAAUAGACAACAUUAGGCAUGCUAUUGCAAUUGACUAUGACCCUGUUGAGGGCUACAUAUAUUGGACAGAUGAUGAUGUCAGAGCUAUUCGCCGGGCAUUUCUUGAUGGAUCUGGAGCCCAGACUCUAGUAACAACAGAGAUAAAUCAUCCUGAUGGCAUUGCAGUAGAUUGGGUGGGUAGGAAUUUGUAUUGGACUGAUACUGGUACAGAUCGGAUUGAAGUUACACGUUUGAAUGGGACGUCAAGAAGGAUCCUUAUUUCAGAAAACCUAGAUGAACCUAGAGCAAUAGUGCUCAAUCCUGUGAUGGGGUAUAUGUAUUGGACAGACUGGGGUGAAAAUCCGAAGAUUGAGUCUGCUUAUCUGGAUGGGUCUGAGAGGAAAGUGCUGGUGAAUACUUCUCUAGGAUGGCCUAAUGGUUUGGCAUUGGAUCUUGAAGAAAACAAACUUUAUUGGGGAGAUGCAAAGACUGACAAAAUUGAGGUAAUAAGCCUUGAUGGAACCAUGAGAAAAACACUCAUAGAAGAUAAACUUCCUCAUAUAUUUGGAUUUACUUUACUCGGUGAAUACAUCUACUGGACAGAUUGGCAGAGGCGAAGUAUUGAAAGGGUUCACAAGAAGUGGGCAAGUCGGGACAUUAUCAUUGAUCAGUUGCCGGACUUGAUGGGUCUUAAAGCAACAAGUGUCACCAGAGCAGAGGGGACAAAUCCAUGUGCCGAGAAUAAUGGCGGCUGCAGCCACCUGUGCUUCUUCACACCCCAGGAGUGCAGAUGUGCCUGUCCAAUUGGAUUGGAGUUACUUAGUGAUAUGAGGACCUGCAUCAUCCCAGAAGCUUUCCUUGUCUUCACCAGCAGGGCAGCCGUUCAUAGGAUUUCUCUUGGAGCCAGCAACAAUGAUGUUGCCAUUCCUCUCACGGGUGUGAAAGAAGCUUCUGCUCUAGAUUUUGAUGUAUCUGACAACAGAAUCUACUGGACAGAUAUUAGCUUAAAGACAAUAAGCCGAGCCUUCAUGAAUGGAAGUGGACUUGAACAUGUGAUUGAGUUUGGGUUAGAUUACCCUGAAGGCAUGGCUGUAGAUUGGAUGGGGAAGAAUCUCUAUUGGGCAGAUACUGGAACCAAUAGGAUCGAAGUGGCCCGGUUGGAUGGGCUAUUCCGGCAAGUUCUUGUGUGGAAAGAUUUGGACAACCCAAGAUCAUUGGCUCUUGAUCCAUCAAAAGGGUAUAUGUACUGGACAGAGUGGGGAGGCAAACCCAAAAUUGUUCGAGCAUACAUGGAUGGAACAAAUAGUAUCAUGCUGGUGGAUAAGGUGGGACGUGCCAACGAUCUUACAAUUGAUUACAAGGAUCAAAGACUUUAUUGGACUGAUCUGGACACAAGCAUGAUUGAGUCAUCCAAUAUGCUAGGGCAAGAGAGGGAAAUAAUAGCAGAUGAUCUACCUCACCCCUUUGGGCUAACUCAGUACAGUGACUUCAUCUACUGGACAGAUUGGAACCUCCACAGUAUAGAAAGAGCUGACAAAACAAAUGGCAGGAAUCGAACACUUAUUCAGAAUCGUCUGGACUUUGUGAUGGAUAUAUUAGUUUUCCAUUCAUCGCGACAGGAUGGUUUCAACGAGUGUGCGCAAAAUAAUGGGCACUGUGGGCAGUUGUGCCUGGCCAUACCCAAUGGCUAUAGAUGUGGCUGUGCAUCACACUACACCUUGGAUCCCAAGACCCGGAACUGCAGUUGUAUGUAUUUGACACAGCUCUCUAAAUAUUUUCAGUUUUCGACCAUUCCCAACACGGUAUUCUCUAAAUAGGUUAGAUUACAACUGCAUUCAUGGAUGUGCUGGUUGAGAUCAUGAAAGUUAUAGUCCCAACGCUUCCAGGAAGACAACAUUUUUGCAUCUGUAGCCUAUCUGUGUGGGAAGGACAGACAGCUGGAACGGACUGUAGUAGGAGUGAUUCAGAACUAUUCUUGCCAGAAGCCGAAUAGCAGCUAAAGAACAUAGUGUUCUUGGGAGUGUGCACUUGCUCUUUUUCUGUUAGUUCCAGGCCUUCCUCCAUCAAAAUAGAGUUCUGGUUCCAGUAAGCCCAGGCUAGAAUGGGAGGAAAGUCAAGGAUUCAUGCAACAGAAC